UCUUACAGUGUUACUGUUGUCAACAUUUAAUGAAUAGAGAAGAUCCAUAGCAGGAAGUUUUCCUGUUUGUAGGCUCCUGUUUCUGUCAGAAAUCUCUACAUCUUUAAAGCAUGUGGUUUUACUGACAUGCUUUCAAUAAGUUGUUUGGGAUUACACAGUAAGGAAUCUCUCAGCCUGCACCUCUGAACUUCUGAAACGUUGGAUUUUUCUAGACUGUACGCAUGAAGAAAAUUUCUUCUUAAGACAAAGGACACAGGAGGACAAUCAUGCUGCAACAGAUUCUAAAAGACAUGUACAUUGAGCCGGCGCUGCUCUCCGAGCUCAACGAAGAGCAGAAGCAGGUUCUCUUCAUCAAAAUGAGAGAAGAACAGGUUCGCAGGUGGAAAGAGAGAGAAGCACAGCUCGAGAAGGAGGGAGCUAAAAUCGUGAAGCCCAAAAAAGUCUCAGUGAAGACUGUGUCAUGGCUGAAGGCAUCAGACAAUGACGUGUGGGUGUGGGUGAUGGGAGAGCAUCCUGAUGAUAAAACUUACGACCAGAUCUGUGAUGAGGUCAUGACUGAGAGGGCGGCACUGCAGGCCCAGAAGGAGGCAGAGCAACUCAGGGCAAAGAAAGAAGCCGAACUAGAAAAGCGUUUCUCUGGGUUGUAUAUGGAGAAGGAAGAAGCUGCCAGGCAGGAAGAAGCUCGAAAGGCAGCUGCCCUGGAGAAAAGCCGGCAAGAAGAUUUGAAGAGGCGGGAGGAGGAGGAACGACGAAAAGCCGAAGAGGAGGUCAGGAGGCUCAAGGAGGAAAGGGCGCAGCAGAUUUAUAUGAAUCUGAAGGAAGUACAGAGACGACCAAAAGGCCCAGACAAAGAGGAGAAAGCCUGGCAGGAUUCAUUGCGGAAAUCUAAAGCAGCUGAUCAGCGGAGACGUUCUCUAGCGAAGCAGACGAGGGAGGACCACCGCAGGCGUUCUAUAAAGGCACUGGAGAGAGGUCGAGUGGCAGCCAUGACCAAGGCCUUUGGAGGGGAGAAACCAGCUCUUCCACCUAGACCCAAACCUAGAAACCUCACUCUCACCAACGAGCCUCUUCACAGAGGCUCCGACUUAUGCCGUUCAUUGUCAUCGACCGGCCGGAAGGACAUUAUCCAUUGGUUCAGACAAGAACAACUGGCUCUUAGAGUUUGUUUCCAAGACGACAACAGCCGCAUCGCUCCCUGGUUCCAUGGUAAAUUAACGUAUAAUCUCCGUCAGGAGGCUGAGGAUUUGCUGAGCAAGGGCAGUCCUGGAACUUUCUUGGUCCGUGUUAGCGAUAAGAUUUUCGGAUAUGUUUUGUCUUACCAAAGCCCAGACGGGGUCAAACACCUCCUCAUCGAUGCUACGGACAACUGCUACAUGCUGCUAGGAGACCAGAUCAAGUUUGCAUCUCUGGGAGAGCUGGUGGAAUACCAUAAGGAUGAACCUUUAACACCUUCUGAAGUUGAUCGGCUGCUGUAUGCGUGCGGACAGAAACCUGGCACUCUGGACUACGCCGAUCUCUUCACCUGAAACCUGCAACUCAGUGAGCCAUGAUGCAGCAGAACUGAAUACAGAGUUAUGAGUUGUUGUUUUUUUACACAAACAUGGAGGAUUGUACUGUGUGUGGAACAAACCUGUCAGUGGUGACGUUGCAGUUCACAGUAUGCAGGCUCGGUUUCAACAUUAAAUAAACAAUGAACAGACAAGAAAACAUCAGGCUCAUGUAUGGUGAGCAGUUUUCAGAAAAAUGUAUUACAGUACUGACUGAGGAAGGAAUGCAAUAGGAUCAUGUAAUAUCAAUAUUGUAAUAUAAUACUCAUUUCUAAAAUAUCAGACAUUGUUAUACAUUUUUAAUAAAUGUAAUACACAUUUUGUACUAAAGUCAUAACUCCGCUUUUUUGAGUGUUUUCCAGUCAUAAAAGAAUUAAACAUCUCUUGGAACAUU
Messenger RNA from Silurus meridionalis, 1941 nucleotides. RefSeq names its product SH2 domain containing 4A (gene sh2d4a). The coding region runs from base 267 to 1526 and encodes 419 amino acids. The transcript has 9 exons. Lineage: Eukaryota; Metazoa; Chordata; Actinopteri; Siluriformes; Siluridae. Gene Ontology annotation, cellular component: cytoplasm. The record is from RefSeq and is a predicted model, not a curated record.